Messenger RNA from Elaeis guineensis (African oil palm), 1260 nucleotides. NCBI's taxonomy places the organism in Eukaryota, Viridiplantae, Streptophyta, Magnoliopsida, Arecales, Arecaceae. The record is from RefSeq and is a predicted model, not a curated record.
AUGACAUUUGCUCAAUAUGCAGCCAAAUUUGAAGAAUUGUCGAGAUAUGCCCCUGCAUUGAUAGCUGAGGAAAAUAUUCGAGUCAGAAAAUUUGAGAAUAGAUUAAGAGAUAGAAUCCUACAGUUGGUGACUGUUUUUGAGCUGCCCACUUAUAAAGAAGUCGUAAACAAAUGCUUAAUAAUAGAAAAAGGACUCAAUGAUGCUCAGGUAGCAAGAGAGAAAAGUUUGAAGAAAAGAAAUCGAGCAAUUGAUUUUCAAGGUCAAAGUAGCAGAGCCUUCAAACCAAAGAUCCCAAAACCAAGCCAGACUGCAGUUGAAAGUAAAACUCAGUAUCAGGGGAGCAUUAUAUGUUAUAGAUGUGGAGGACCCCAUCUUAAACGAGAUUGCACAUGGCCUGGGGGACAAUGUUACAAAUGUGGACGAGAUGGCCACAAAGCAGUUGUAUGCCGCAAUGGAGGAGAAUCACAGAGACAACAGAUGCCUCAAAAUUAUCGGAAUACCCCCGCAAAUCGAGCACCCCAAGAUGUACAAAGACAAGAUGCGGGACAACAAAAAUCAAAGACCCAAGGACGAGUCUAUGCACUUACACAACAGGAUGCAAAUGCUUCUAACUCAAUGGUGACAGGUAUGAUCAAAAUUGCAUCCAACAAUAUCUAUGCUCUAUUUGAUCCUGGAGCUACUCACUCUUUUAUAGCAACUAGUUUUAUUAAGAAGACCAAUGAGAUGUCUCCUACACCUUUAGAAAAUAAUCUCUGUGUCUGCACACCAAGUGGAGAGGUGAUCUUGGUUAAUUCAAUUUGCAAAGAUUGUGUACUGAAUCAGUCAGAGUUUAGUUUUAAGAGUACUAGACCCUUCUUCCACCAGAAGUUCCUUUCAGCUAUUCAUGCUCAGAAAUUUCUUAGAAAAGGAUGUGAAGGAUUUCUAGCUACUGUAUUAGAUACUCAGAAUGAGAAACUCAAGUUAGAGGAUAUCCCUAUUGUGAAAGAAUUUCCUGAUAUUUUUUCGAAUGACCUGCCUGGACUACCUCCGGAUCGAGAGAUUGAGUUUACUAUCGACUUGAUUCCUGGUACGAGUUUAGUUUCUAAAGCCUCUUAUCGAAUGGCUCCAGCAGAAUUAAAAGAAUUACAAAAGCAAUUACAAGAGUUGUUGGACAAAGGAUUCAUUAGGCCAAGUGUGUCACCUUGGGGAGCUCCAGUACUUUUUGUGAAGAAAAAAGAUGGUAGCCUCCGGCUUUGCAUAGACUAUCGAGAAUUAAACAAG